CAUUUGCGUUUAAGCCCUGAUGAUAUUUGGCUUACGAUUUCUCAAGGUGUUAGACAACAUAUUAAUUAUAAUUCUGAGAAAUUUCGACAUAAAUUUGUUAGACAUGAAGGACAAAAAGAAAUUUUUAUUUUAGUCGAUGAUAUCAUAUCUCCGAGUACUCUUGAAGUUAUAAAAACUGAAGAGAAUGUGGAAAAAAUUGAACUUAAGGAAUUGUUAGAAUGUAAUUUUUCAACAACGACAUCAAGUUCUUUAACUGCAAGUCGUAUCGUAUUAUUAGAUGCUGUUAAGAAAUACUUUAAAUAUAGUAUUGGGUUGAUGUGUGGAAUUCCAAAAAUUACACUUGAAGGAACACUGGAAGAUUGGAUGAAACUUCAAGAAAAAAUUAUUCAUUUAAGAAAUCUAAAUUUAGAACUAAAUUUUUGGUUGGAUCGCCUUGAACCAGUAAUUUGCAAGUUAAUAGAAACUUAUCGUGGUGAAAUUGACGAAGAGUUUUGGAGUAAAAUUGUAAAAAUAAAUCAAAGUUUUGGUUCAGGAGGAGAAGGUCCUUAUAUCACAGGAUGGUUAACAAGCUUCUUUCCUUAUGAUCGUACGGGACAAACUAUAUAUAAUAAUUUAGAUAUUUCUGAUAUUCCAAAUGCAUGGUUGAG
Molecule: messenger RNA, 647 nt
Organism: Racocetra persica
Lineage: Eukaryota; Fungi; Glomeromycota; Glomeromycetes; Diversisporales; Gigasporaceae
Source: the annotation of a GenBank genome assembly